AUGAAUGCACCUAAGCAACCGCAAGAACCAAUAUACGACCUCCCCCUCCGCGACAUAACAACCUACACCCACUCUCCCACCACCACCACCCAUCCCAUCGCAGCCCGAACCGCCCUCCUCGACGCCCUCUCCUGCGCCAUCGAAACCGCCUCGAAAUCCCCCUCCGCACGAGCCCUCCUCGGCCCCAUCAUCCCCGGCACCAUCGUGCCUCACGGAUUCCCCGUCCCGGGUACCUCUCACACCGUAGACCCAGUGAAGGGUACCUUCGACCUAGGCGUCCUAAUCCGAUACCUGGACCACAACGAUGCGAGCUGGGGAAUGGAAUGGGGACAUCCAUCGGAUAACAUCGCCGCCAUCCUCGCGACAGCCGACUACCUAAGCCGCCACCCCAAAUACUUCAAUGAACGGAAUCCAACAAUCUCCACCCUGCUCUCUGCAAUAACCAAAUCCUACGAGAUCCAAACACACUAUCAAGCGCUCAACGCCUUCCACGCACACAACCUCGACCAUGUCAUUCUUGUCGAGUUGGCCUCAGCGGCCGUCUGCUCGUGGAUGAUGGGCCAUUCUGCCACACAGACGCAGAGUAUUCUAUCCCAUGUGUGGAUGGAUGCGGGCCCGAGUCGUCUGUAUCGUACCCAUCCGUGCACUGUGCCUCGCAAGGGGUGGGCGGCUGCUGAUGCAGCGGCGAGGGCGGUUGAGUUGGUGUUCAGGGCGGAUACCACUAGGGAUAAUGGGAGCGGGGAGGCGAUGAGGGGUGUGGGGAGUGUAUUGAGUCAUGAGGGGGGUGGGUUUCGGGAUGGGAGGUUUGGGGGGAGGGAGUUUGAGUUUGUAGGAGGGCUUGGGGAGAUGGAAGGGAGGGGUGUGGAAGGGGUGAUGUAUAAGAUUAUGCCGGUGGAGGGACAUGGGUGUGCGGCUGUGGAGGCUGUGUUGGGGCAGAUGGAGAGAGAGCCGGAGGUGGUGUGGGAUGAGGUGGAGGAGGUGCUGGUGAGGGUGCCUUGGGCGGCGAAGUAUAUUAUCUCUAGGCCGGGGAGGGAGGCGUUGAAGUGUGCGGCGGAGAGGGAUCAUUGUUUGGAGUGGGUUGUUGCGGUUGCGAUGGUCAAGGGGAGGGGAAUUGAGGUGGAGGAUUAUGAGGAGGAGGGGGGGUGGGUGGGGGAUGAGAGGGUGGAGGAGUUGAGAGGGAGGGUGGUGGUUAGGGAGGAUGAGGAGUUGACGAGGAAUUAUUUGGAUGUUGGGAAGAGGAGUAUUGCUGCUGGGGUGGUGGUCAGGUUAAAGGAUGGGCGGGUGUUGGAGGAGGUGUUGGUGGAGUUUCCGGUUGGGCAUGUGAGGAAUCCGAGGACGGGGGAGGAGGUUAGGAGGAAGUUUGUGAGGAAUAUGCGGUUGAUGUUUACGGAGGAGGAGAUUCGGAGGAUUAUGGAGGUGGUGGAGAGGGAUGAUGCUAGGGUGUGUGAGUUGGUGGACCUGCUUGCGAGG
This is a messenger RNA of Aspergillus vadensis CBS 113365, 1470 nucleotides long. RefSeq names its product putative 2-methylcitrate dehydratase (PrpD). Gene Ontology annotation, molecular function: lyase activity. Lineage: Eukaryota; Fungi; Ascomycota; Eurotiomycetes; Eurotiales; Aspergillaceae. The record is from RefSeq and is a predicted model, not a curated record. The annotation marks the transcript as partial. The transcript has 2 exons.